UUUCUUAUGCUCCUCCCAUGGGGUGGAUGGGGGGUGUCAACAAAGUCCAGCACCAGCUGUCAAAUUUAUAAUCCAGCCCAGCAGCAUUAGCAUCUCUUAGAGUGCACCAGUACAAACCCAGCCAUCCAGCUUUUAGGUUGGUGCCGUGGGGAUUGCCUUUUUAGGAGACACCUGAUCACAGCUUACCUCACCGCCACCCAACACAAAGAAGCUGUGGCUGAUAAUGUGAUGUUUACGUGUGUGCGCCCACCCCUGGUGACAGUGGGAAGGUGGUAGAAGAGUUCUUAUGCUGUAGAGACAGAGGUCUGUGGUUGUUUCACAUCUAGUGGAAAUUUUAACCAGAACUGUGAGGGCUCGGAAGUUCUUCAGGAUGUUUUGAGGCAAGACAUAUCAAGUUUUCACUGUUCUAUGACUGUGAAUCUGCCAAGGUGUUGAAGACCAACAGCUGAAAAGAGUUCAGAUUUUGGCUGUUGUUUGUGCCAGGAACUGUCUAAAUCCCAGGAGAAGCCUUUUUUCCCCUCAUUAGCUGGGUGAGCCAAUGCGAGUAGAACCCAGUAUCAUGGAGAAAUUCAAGGCGGCCAUGGUUCUGGGAGCUGUCGGUGAUGCCUUGGGCUACAGAAAGGGUCGUUGGGAAGGCUGCAUCUCAGGCAAGAAGAUCCAGGAAGAACUGGCUUCUCUUGGGGGACUGGGUGCCCUAAAACUGGACCCUGAUAACUGGCCCCUGAGUGAUGUAACACUGAUGCACAUGACCACAGCAGAAGCUCUUAUAACAGAUUACUGGUGUCUGGAGGACCUGUACCGGGAGCUGGUGCGUCUCUAUGUUGAAGCCAUGGUGUCACUCCAGGGCAGAGCCCCUGAUCCUGCCACAGUGGAGGGAUGUGUUCACCUCAAGCCUCACAACUUCCUGCUCGCCUGGCAUACACCCUUCAAUGAAAAAGGGUCUGGGUUCGGGGCGGCUGCCAAGGCCAUGUGUGUGGGUAUGAGAUACUGGCAACCUGACAGAAUUGACAACCUGGUGGAGGUCAGCAUUGAGAUCGGCAGAAUGACCCAUAACCACCCCAUAGGCUUUCUUGGCUCCCUGACAACAGCGCUGUUUGCAUCCUAUGCAGUCCAGGGGAGACCUGUCGUUACUUGGGGCCGUGAACUCAUGAAGGUCAUCCCUCUGGCUGAAGAGUACUGCAGGAAAACCAUACGCCACAUGGCAGAAUAUCAGGAAAACUGGUUCUAUUUUGAGGCCAAGUGGCAGUUUUACCUUGAAGAAAGAGAGAUAGAUGAAGAAGGGAAGAACAAGCCUUCAUUCCCUGAUCGCUAUGAUGCUGAUGAGAUGGACAAGGUGUACAAGCGGUGGAGCUCAGAGGGCCGUGCUGGCUGGAGAGGCCAUGAUGCCCCCAUGAUAGCCUACGAUGCCCUUCUGGCUGCAGGGAGUGACUGGGCUGAAGUGUGUAAACGAGCCAUGUUCCACGGAGGUGAGAGUGAGGCCACAGGCCUGAUUGCAGGCUGUCUCUAUGGCCUCAUGCAUGGCCUGAACCCGGUUCCACAAGGACUGUACCAGGAUUUGGACAAACGAACGCGCCUGGAAGAGCUUGGAGAGGCGCUUUACAAGGCAUCAUCUGCAGAAAAAUGCAUAGACAAACCAGAUUCUUGGAAAACCAGUAUCAGCCCAGAUGCCAGUAUGUUGAGGAAGUUGGUUAGAGAUCGCAACUGCCGUCCAGUGCUCCGAGGGAUUCUGGAGAGUAUCCUGCAUUACCUAACGCAGGAUCUGCCCAAGUCGUCCACCAGAAACAGAAACCUGGAGGAGCUGGGGUCUGGUACUGUAGCUGGAAGAAACACAAGAAACAAAGAUUGUCUUGAUCAGAGCCCUGAGACUCUAGUGAACCAAACUCAGCUUCCUCAGACAAAUUGCAGCAUGGUUCAUCUCCCUGAAGAGCAUAAAUUGACCCAGGGAAAGACUACUGAGACCAGCUGCAAGAUCCCUGAAAAAUGCUGGUCAGAUGCACAAAAACACAGACUGCCAAGCAGGUAUGGAGGAGAUCAAAGAGCAGGAAACCUAAUACCCCGGCGCCUUACUACAUUCCAGCUCCUCCAAUCCAAAUUCACAAGGUCCUCACCCAAACCCUUCCUCAGCCAUCAAAGGGAGGUAGGAACUCUGUCCUCCAGCAGGGGAGUGGCAGGUAGUAUGAACCACCACCAAGACAGUGAGCAGGACAGGCCUAAGAGAGACAGAGUUACAAAAGAACAAGGAUUGAAAAGAGGUGGCAGUGUGAAGGAUAUGGUGACCAAAUUUGCCAUAGCUGAGCAAAAAGAAUGGGGACUGAAUAUGCUGAAGAAACAGCCAAUCAAACCCAAACUCACUGGAAAGGGGAUCCUCUUGUCUUGCUUGAUGGAGAGGUUUGAGACCAUGGCCACCGUGUGUAAAGGAAAUGACUUGAAAUAUUCACAUGGAAGGCCUUCUGGAGAAGUCAAGGUGACAAGUAAUAUAAAAGAGAUAGUAGCUUGUUAUGAAAGAGGGCAAGACAGCUGUAGAUCCAAAUCCCCCCAAUGCAGUGACUAUUCAAAGAAGGCUGCUGCAGAAGUACGCCAUCCCAAGUGUUUACAGGUAGACCAAACUGCCCAUAAACAAAAGCAACACAACAUAAUGAGAAGUAAAUCUGUUGGACAGCAUUUGAAAAAAAAUCUAAUAGCAAAUGGGCAAGAACAUAGACCAGAACAGGUAGUAAUAAAAGUAAACCCAAACUGUGGAGAAAGACAUAAUUUGAAAGCAAAGGAAGUGGGACAAAUGGGAGAACAGUUUUCAGAUCAAAAGGCUGAUGGUCAUUGUUCACUGAAACAUAUGAAGAGUCAAAGUUAUGAUAACAAGGUUAAGACUUCAGGGAAAUCUGGUGAAAUUCAGAGUGCAGCUGAUGAAACUCGCUGUAGCACCAGUAAGUUAAAAAAUGAAAGUCCAGAGAUGCUUUGUUUCACUUCUGUCACAGAGUGGUCUCUGCCAGAACCUUACUGGGUUUUUCCACAGGUGGAGGCCCCAUUGCGCUUGCAUGUGGCAACCAUUAUGGCCUGCUCUCCUGUGUGGUCCAUAUCUGUAGAUUCUUCUCCUAAACAAUAUCUACAGGAAACCAAACCUCAGAUAUCAGAAAAGGUACUAAAUAUGAAGAAAGACAUUUCUUGUGGAACUCCACAAUACUUUGACAGUCAGUCAGCCACAGCUAAGCCCUCCAGUGUCCCAACCAAAAGCAUUGUAAAACCCAAACCUGAGGGACUUUUUAAGGACAGAAGCCAUGACCCCGUGGACAACACAGCUGUAGCUGACUUGCCAUGGUCCAUAUGUGUAGAUUCCUCUCCUAAACAAUAUCUACAGGAAACCAAACCUGAGUAUUCGGAAAAGAUACCAAAUGUGAUGACAGACAAUUCUCAUGGAACUCCACAAUACUCUCACAGUCAGUCAGCCACAGCUAAACCCUCCACUAUACCAGCCGAAGGCACUGUAAAACUCACCACUGAGGGACUUUCUAAGGACAGAGGCCACGACCCUGUGGACAACACAGCUGUAGAUCCAAAUCCCUCUAGUGCAGUGCCUAUUCAGGGAAGGUUGCCCAGAUAUAUGAUCCCACAUGUUUCUAAGCCUGACACUUCAGAAAAGAUACUAAAUAUGACGAAAGACAUUUCUUGUGGAACUCCACAAUACUCUCACAAUGAGACAGCCACCACUGAGCCCUCUACUGUAAAACCCAAAGCUGAGGGACUUUCUAAGGACAAAGGCCAUGACACCAUUUACAACACAGCUGUAGCUGACUCACCAUGGUCCUUAUGUGUAGAUUCCACUCCUAAACAAUAUCUACAGGGAACCAUGCCUGACACAUCAGAAAAGAUAUUAAAUAUGAAGAAAGACAUUUCUUGUGGAACUCCACAAUACUCUCACAGUGAGACAGCCACAGCUGAGCCCUCCACUAUACCAGCUGAAAGCGCUGUAAAACCUAAAACUGAGGGACUUUCUAAGGACAGAGGCCAUGACACCAUUUACAACACAGCUGUAGCUGACUCACCAUGGUCCUUAUGUGUAGAUUCCACUCCUAAACAAUAUCUUCAGAGAACCACACCUGACACCUCAGAAAAGAUACUAAAUAUGAAAAAAGACAUUUCUUGUGGAACUCCACAAUACUUUGACAGUCAGUCAGUCACAGCCGAGCCCUCCACUAUACCAGCCGAAGGCACUGUAAAGCCUAAAUCUGAGGGACUUUCUAAGGACAGAGGCCAUGACCCUGUGGACAACACAGCUGUAGAUCCAAAUCCCUCUAGUGCAUUGCUUAUUCAAGGAAGGUUGCCCAGGUACAUGAUCCCACACGUUUCCAAACCUGACACUUCAGAUAAGAUACUAAAUAUGACGAAAGACAUUUCUUGUGGAACUCCACAAUACCCUCAGAGUGACACAACCACAGCCGAGCCCUCCACUAUACCAGCCGAAGGUGCUGUAAAGACCCAGACUGAGGGACUUUCUAAGGACAGAGGCCAUGACACCAUUUACAACACAGCUGUAGCUGACUCACCAUGGUCCUUAUGUGUAGAUUCCACUCCUAAACAAUAUCUACAGGGAACCACACCUGACACCUCAGAAAAGAUACUAAAUAUGAGGAAAGACAAUUCUUGCAGACCCACACAAUACUCUCACAGUCAGUCAGCCACAGCCAAUCCCUCCACUAUACCAGCCGAAAGCAUUGUCAAACCUAAAACUGAGGGACUUUCUAAGGACAGAGGCCAUGACCCUGUGGACAACACAGCUGUAGAUCCAAAUCCCUCUAGUGCAUUGCUUAUUCAAGGAAGGUUGCCCAGAUAUAUGAUCCCACGUGUUUCCAAACCUGACACUUCAGAUAAGAUACUAAAUAUGACGAAAGACAUUUCUUGUGGAACUCCACAAUACUCUCACAAUGAGAGAGCCACUGCUGAGCCCUUCACUAUACCAGCCGAAGGCACUGUUAAACCUAAAGCUGAGGGACUUUCUAAGGACAGAGGCCAAGACACCAUUUACAACACAGCUGUCGCUGACCCACCUUGGUCCAUAUGUGUAGAUUCCUCUCCUAAGCAAUAUCUACAGGAAAAACAACUUGAGAAUUCAGAAAAGAUACUAAAUGUGAAGAAGGAUAUUUCUUGUGGAACUCCACAAUACUUUGACAGUCAGUCAAAAACAGCUGAGCCUAUCACUAUACUAGGUGAAGGCGCUGUAAAACCCCAAACUGAGGGACUUUCUAAGGGCAGAGGCCAUGACCCAGUGGACAACAUAGCUGUAGAUCCAAAUCCCCUCAGUGCAGUAACUAUUCAAGGAAGGUUGUCCAAGCACGUUAUCCCACGUGUUUACAGAUUUGAUUAUCAACAAUCUGCUGAUCACAUGAAUGCUGCCUCUCAAUCAGCACCACACUCAGAAACUAUAACUCCUUUCGUCGCAGUUCCAUCACUGCAGUCUGAGACUCCCAAGACUUCUCUUGACAUUGUUUCAAUGACAAUAGAAAAUUUUCAAGAUAAUGACCUUAAAGACAAUGACCAAGACAAUGAUUUUAAUCAAAAUUUCAGUUGCUCCGAACGUACCUCCAUACCUUCUAAUGAUAUCACCAUUCAUACAACAAUAAAAAGAAAUGCCACAGAAACUAAACCACAAGGAGAAGAUAAGGAGGCCAGAGAAGAAAAAGAAACAGUGCUAGUGGACAUAAAAGAAACUAGUAUCCCACAAAAUGUUAUACUUUCUAGCACAGCCAAUAAGGCUGCAGUGACAUUACCUGAGGUUCAACCUGAGAGAGUCAAGCCAAAACAGAAACCGAAGUACAGAACAAUUAACUAUGGGGAUCCUUCAGUCAAACAAACAUAUAAGCCCAAAAUCAUACGUUUUACUGACACCUUUACUUUUUAGGUUGCCACUAUUGACUAGACAGUGAUACACAAGGUAGAAUCUAAAAUAAGUGUUUGCUGCUCAGGCACAGUUUCCUUUCACUGACACAUUACAGCAAAAUUUAAUUGAGAUUUCAUUUACUCCAAUUGUGCCUUCAUAAACCAGAAACAUAGUUGCUGCAAAAUCAACUCAGAUUAAGCAAUAAAUGCAGCAAAUGAACACAAACGAUCAUCCACGAGCUAGUAGGAAAAUUAAUGGACCACAGUUAGUCAAGAACAAUUUAUUGCUAACACCUCUCUUGUGUAUAUUAAUCACAAUGUUAAGUUGGUUUGUAUUAAAUGGUAUUCAGUGUAUUUGCACAGAAAUUCAUAAAACAGUAUAAGGAUAAGAAAUAACAUAAGUGCACUUCAACAUUGUGUAACAGCAGUGAUAACCUCCAAAUGACCUACAACAGUUAGGCUGACUGGCCUACAGUUUAUCAAGGUUGACUUGUCGCAAAAAGUACUCUUAAAAUAGGCUAUUGUAAAUAGUAUUUUGGCCCUCUUGGCUGUCCUUAGAUGUUGAACAUGCCUCCAUCGGUGACAUAUGUGAUGUAGAGUCGUGUAAUACUCACAUUAGCCAGCUUUAUGAUUAUUAGGAGAAUAAUAUGUAUUACGGAGUUAGAUGAUUGUUAUUCAAGUGUACUCACAGUAAACCUAUUGGUAUUAUUAUUUACAUGACUGAUUUGACAGACUGCUUGUUAAAUGAUUAUGUUAAAAACAGAUACAUACUAUAUACACAAAAUUGUCUCAUUUUAGAUUAAACAAAUAUACAGUAUAAUAUGUAGUUAAGUGAUUUUACUUAAUAAAUGAUGCUGUGAAAUAAAA
Molecule: messenger RNA, 6735 nt
Organism: Monopterus albus (swamp eel)
Lineage: Eukaryota; Metazoa; Chordata; Actinopteri; Synbranchiformes; Synbranchidae
Gene: adprhl1
Product: ADP-ribosylhydrolase like 1
Exons: 8
Coding region: 539-5890 (1783 amino acids)
Biological process (GO): protein de-ADP-ribosylation
Molecular function (GO): ADP-ribosylarginine-[protein] hydrolase activity; magnesium ion binding
Source: RefSeq, a predicted model, not a curated record